AUGAAUAAAGUAUUGGAUGUUCUCCAGGAUUCUACAAUUGCCUCCAAGGGUGGCAAGGACAUCCGCUCUCGUUUCUGGACGAUACACAGAAGAGUCGCGGAGGAACACGACAGCGAGUUCCUUGAGCGAUAUACAAGUGAUAUGGACAUUGUUUUGGUCUUCUCCGGUCUUUUCUCCGCUGUUAGCACGUCUUUUAUCGUAGCAAUGGAGUCUAGCCUCAGUUUCGACCCCAGUGACACCACAAACGCUCUUCUCACGCAGCUCGUGCAAAUCGGACUCGGCGACCUUGCUGCAGCGGGCGCAGAGCCUGCAGCGCCGGCAUCUGCAUGGUCGCCAUCCACGUCGAACGUAAGGAUCCAAGCGAUCGCAUACGCAAGCUUGUGCAUGAGCUUGCUCGCUGCAUUAGGUGCCAUGUUAGGAAAGCAGUGGCUCGGGUACUACAAGUCGAGCAGAUAUGGUCGUGGCUCGCCAGAGGAACGAGGGAAGCGCAGACAAGAGAAAUUCGAAGGGAUCAUCACAUGGUAUUUUGAUGCUGUCGUUCAAUCAUUUCCGAUCUUACUUCAACUCUCCCUUCUUCUCUUUGGAAUCGCCCUCAGCGCCAACAUGUGGUACAAGCCUCACAGCAUUGCCUGGGUUAUCAUCACAACCACAGUCUUCGGAGUUUUGUGCUAUUCCCUGACUUUGAUGGCAGCUUUGGUAUCUCCCGCCUGUCCAUUUCAGACCCCGAUAUCGACAAUAUUGCGCAUGUUGCACGUCGACAGUAAGCUCUUUGUGCACUAUGGUGGUCAUUUUCAAUCUGAAUCUACAUGCAGGAGUUUUACGCCCAAUGGUCAAACUAGCCUUGAGGUAUUUCCAGCGACUGGCAACGUCGGUGCACAGUGA
Suillus clintonianus is the source of this 882-nucleotide messenger RNA. RefSeq lists its product as uncharacterized. The transcript is spliced from 2 exons. Lineage: Eukaryota; Fungi; Basidiomycota; Agaricomycetes; Boletales; Suillaceae. The record is from RefSeq and is a predicted model, not a curated record. The coding region runs from base 1 to 882 and encodes 293 amino acids.